Molecule: messenger RNA, 825 nt
Organism: Eremothecium gossypii ATCC 10895
Lineage: Eukaryota; Fungi; Ascomycota; Saccharomycetes; Saccharomycetales; Saccharomycetaceae
Exons: 1
Coding region: 1-825 (274 amino acids)
Biological process (GO): membrane organization; endoplasmic reticulum tubular network organization
Cellular component (GO): endoplasmic reticulum
Source: RefSeq, marked provisional
AUGGUGAAGAAAGAGGUAAUCAGAAAGAAACGCAAACCGCAGCAGGACCCGGUGGUGAGGCAGAAGCUCAUCUGGACUGUGGGUCACGUGAUGACACUGACAUGCGGACUGAUCUUUACGUGCGCCUGCGUGUAUAACGUGCUGUUCUUCUACCGGCACUGGGGCUGGUCGCGGCUGUUGCCGUCGUGGCUGGUGCCAUCGCGGCUAUUGUCGUUCUCAAAGUACGGGCUGGUACCCCACCAUGGGAUUGGGUACUGGGCCGCGAAGACCGGGGUGCCAGCAUCGUACCGUCUGGCGCUAGUGGGCGUCCUGUUCUCGCACGGCGUGACCUCGUGGCAGAACUGGGCGCGGCUGAACCCAACGUACUACGACCUGCUCAGCAAGGACAACUUCCAGAACCUGUUGAUUGCGACCCUGUGGCUGUUUUCGCGGUCCUCGUUCUACAAACUGGUACCCUUCAUCAUCACGAGCUACCUGCACCUGACCAAGAAGCAGAGCGCCAGUGAUGACGAGACGACGAAGCAGAACUCCAUGCUGCUUCACCUGAUAGCGUACUCUGAGCUGGUCGUGCUUAUCUCUCUCCUGUGGGACACGCUGCUCUUCCGGGGCGCAUCGGGGUUCGCGCUGGUCUUCUACUUGGCCAUCUACUGGCUCAAGCUGAACUUCUCCCCUUACGUGCAGACAACCGUGCUGCGGAUUCUUUCCAAGCUGAAGCGUGUGGUUCCCGCGAGCCAGCGCGAACGCUGGGACGCCGUGCAAGACUUCCUGCUCCGGAAACUACGGGAGCAGAAGGUCACUCAGGAAGAGGCCCGCAAGAGGCUCUGA